UAAAGAUGGCAGACACAAAGCGAAUAGAGUUUUUAAUUUUUCUUCUGAUAAGUUCCUUUGCAUGCUUUUUCUCUUCAAAAGAACCUAAUAAAGAAGUUAAUGAGAGACCUAUUGUUGGUGUUGUUGUAAUGGACAUAAUAGAUGCUGUGCUAUUAAAAACUUACCCCAACCUGAGGGGGAAGCAUUUUGUUCCUGCUAGCUAUGUAAAAUUGAUCGAAAUGACUGGUGCGAGACUGGUUCCGAUAUCCUCUAAAAUGAGCAAUGAAAAAGUUAAAACUAUUUUUAACUCUGUAAAUGGUUUGCUCUUUCCAGGAGCAGGCAACAAUUUAAAUCAUUCUGGAUAUCACAAUGUUACAAAGAAACUUUUUGAACUUUCGAUGACAGCUAACAAGAACGGCGAGGUAUUUCCCAUUCUAGGUAUUUGCCGUGGUUUCCAAGCACUUAUUGUACAUGUGGAAGGAAAUGAAUCCCCAAUUAUCGCCACAGAUUCACAAGAUUAUCCUGCUACUGUACGAUGGAACAGAAAAAGCUUGAAAAAUUCAUUUCUCUCAUCGAUGCCGAAAAUGAUGAUCCAAUACAGUGAAAAACACCCUAUAACAGCUCACUUUCACAAAUACAGUAUCACAUCUGAUUUUUUUAAACGUUCUAGUAAAUUAAAUAAUUUCUUUGAUAUAUUGGCUACAAGUCUUGAUCGAAAUGGAACGGAAUUUGUUUCUGCAAUGGAAGGAAAAAAAUUUCCGUUUUAUGGUAUACAGUUUCAUCCAGAAAAGACUAUGUUCGAAUGGUCAACAACAGUAUCUAUCCCACAUUCUCCACAGGCUAUCCAACUUGGUCAGUUUAUAGCCAACUCAUUUAUGGAGCAAGUUCGACGAAACAAGAGGCAUUUCUUCAAAAGUUCCAUGGAACGCGAAUAUGUUAUAGAAAAAUACCAUUUAAUGAGAAUAGAUGAUAUUGACGGUCAUGCUCCUUUCCAAGAAAUAUAUAUCAUUUGAGAAAAUGUUUGUUUUCAUUUUAUUGACAACAUGUGUUGACUUUACUGCAUUAAAUUAAGGUUUUAGAUUUUCUGAAUACUCGCAAGUUCAUAUCUAUAUAUCACUCUGAAACACUUUCUUACAAUUUAAACUUUACUGUAAUGAUUUUGAGGAUAAAUCUUAAAAUAAAACUUUAACGUAUUCUAAUGAAAAAAUUUUGAGCUUUUUAAUGAUAUAAGAAAAUCUGUAAACGUUUUUCCGAACAAACACACUGCAAUAACUUUGAAGAGUUUUUUAUGAUUUUUUUUUCGGACUAUGUUUGUGUUUAAUUUUUUUUGCGUCUGAUUUUUUUAAUGUCCAAAUUUUUAAAUAUCCCAAAUCCUCCAACCACGUAUUUCAGUGUGUAUUUGUUCUUGUUCUUUUAUCAAUUAUACAGAAUCAUACAGAGAAUUAAUACAAAGUGAAAUGGUAACCUUAGAUAAGAUAAUAAAUAUUUUACGAGUUAUCGUUGAAAAUAGUUUCUUGAGCUGUCAGCUCUCGUUUGGCAUGGCAUUAAAAACAAAAUAUGCGCAUGCGCAAAAUAUAUACAGAAGUAAAACAAAACUAACACAUAAAACGGCACACAAAGCAU
Messenger RNA from Hydractinia symbiolongicarpus, 1602 nucleotides. RefSeq names its product gamma-glutamyl hydrolase-like. The coding region runs from base 6 to 992 and encodes 328 amino acids. Gene Ontology annotation, biological process: tetrahydrofolylpolyglutamate metabolic process. The record is from RefSeq and is a predicted model, not a curated record. Gene Ontology annotation, molecular function: gamma-glutamyl-peptidase activity. Gene Ontology annotation, cellular component: vacuole. The transcript is spliced from 2 exons. NCBI's taxonomy places the organism in Eukaryota, Metazoa, Cnidaria, Hydrozoa, Anthoathecata, Hydractiniidae.